CUCUAUGUUCUAUAGUGGAACCACGUGGAUCAGAAAAAGUGAGGCGGCCAAAGUUUCUCAUCUGUCCACCGCCAGACGGUACUUUCUCCCUUUUCUUCCCCUCUCUCUUUUUUUGUAUCUUUUGUAUUUGGUUUUUGCUAUUCUGCUUUGCUGUUUGACAUUGCAGUACUUUGCAGUACAUCCGCUCUCUGAUCGUUUGUCGGGUUACACGUUACACGCUUUCCUGCAGCAACACCGCAUUUCACGGCCUCUCGCUGCAUUCCCGCCUUUUCGAUCUCUCCCAUAUUCUCUAGGAUUUCCUUUAGCCAGAUUUCCUUCCAUUAUCGCCCAUCAGUUAUUUCAGAUCAGCCAUGACUGAGGUGUCUUCGACCCGCCUUUAUCUUGGGAACCUUCCCCGCAACGUGACUAAAAGCGACAUCGAGGAACAUUUCAGCAGCCAUGGCUCCGGCAAGAUCACCGAGAUCAAGCUGAUGAACGGUUUCGGCUUCAUCGAAUAUGACGACCAGCUGGAUGCCAGAGAUAUUGUGCCCGCGUUCCGUAUGCCCCCCAUGACUUCUCCACCGAUGACCUCCCCCCCGCUUAUCAAUACCAUAGACGGCAGUGACUUCAAAGGCGAGCGACUCACCGUUCAGUUUGCACGCGGCCCUCGCCGCAAGGAGGCCUUCCCGGGACCACCAGACCGCAAUGCUCUCCCUCGUCCACGUCGCACUAUGUUCCGCAUGCAGAUUUCCGGUCUUCCAGAAACAAGUUGGCAGGACUUGAAAGACUUCGCCCGCCAGUCUGGUCUGGACGUCGUUUACUCAGAGACUGGCCGUGAACAGGGCAGAGGGUUUGUGGAAUUUGAAACCGCCAACGACCUAAAGACCGCCGUGGAGAAACUGGACCAGCGAGAGUUCAAGGGCUCUGUCGUCUCUUGUGUCGCCGAUGUAAGCGUCCAACCUGGCUCGGACCUGGAGGAACCCCCUCUCACCAACUCCCAGAUUCAAAACUUUGAGGAACGCCCCGUUCGUGACCCAUACCGGUCUCGUUCCCCACCGCGUCGUCCCUACCCUGCCACUAUGGAGGAGUACGACCGCCGGAUCCCUCCCCCACGUGGCUACAGUCCCCGGGAACACUACCGUGAGCGGUCGCCAAUCCCAAUCCGCCGCGAUCCCUACUAUGAACGGGAUGCCUAUGCCCGCCGGACUCCCCCUCGCCCUCGGAUGGAAGACUACCCGCCUCCACGUCGUCCGUACGAAGACCCCUAUGAGGCCCGACCUCCCCCACCUCCUCGCCACUAUGAUGAUCCCUACCUGGCUGCCCGCGGUUACGGUCGUCCUCGCUCUCCGCCGAGAGGCGAGUAUGUGCCUUACGACCGUCCUCGCUACUGGUAG
Molecule: messenger RNA, 1373 nt
Organism: Penicillium crustosum
Lineage: Eukaryota; Fungi; Ascomycota; Eurotiomycetes; Eurotiales; Aspergillaceae
Exons: 5
Coding region: 351-1373 (340 amino acids)
Cellular component (GO): cytoplasm; nucleus; ribonucleoprotein complex
Molecular function (GO): mRNA binding
Source: RefSeq, a predicted model, not a curated record